AUGGCGACCAUCAACACUUCUCUGGCAGMCCUGCCUCUGGAGCAGCUGUCGCUUUACCACGUUGUUGAUCCUUAUCUGUCCUCUGUCCUCAUAUUCUACGGAUCAGUUGCGACAACUAAUUCCAGCACAAGCAGCACCAGAAACCAAGCGCACAUCUUCAGUGCGGCCGGCCUCAGAAGCUAUCCCCGCAUCAUCGCGUCGCCCGCUGCACCGCUCUACAGCGCAGUCCACCAUCUUCCCCGUGAGAAACAAGGAGACGAGGUUUAUCGUGGAGUAGCUGUCAGUGUUCUGAAAUAUUUCAAGGACAUUCCGCAAGCGGUUCAGCAGUGCUUGAAACAAAUUGCUAAGACCGGAAAACUGACCGGCCGAUUCCCACGACUAUUCGAAGAGACUCAUGCCGCCGACCUCGCCAACAGGAUGGUCAAAAUAAGCAAUACGGCCGAGAUUGUACGGGAUCUUAGACUCGCCCAUGAUGAGAGGAAGGCUCCGUGGAUCGACAUAGACGUUAUACUGCCUUCGGGUUCGAUUUUACCGCCCACGCCCCAAGACCAGGGUGAGACGUCAGCAGAGGAAGCAUUGGACGAUAAUGCUGGUAGUGGUCAAUAUGGGAAGUAUACUUCACUCAUUGAAGCUUUUGGAAAUCCAAUUUUCCUUCCAACCUCCCGGCUUCGACGAGCGCCCUCCCAGCCCACAAACCUGAGCAAGUCUACAUUGUUCACAAGGAGUCAAAAAGAGGCCUUGCGGCUGGCCAUGUGUGAGGUAGUUGAUACGGAAGAACGUUACGUGAGCAAAAUUUAUGACCUAGUGCACAAUGUUGUUCAAGAGUUUCAACAGAAGGCCCGAUCUAAAAGCACAUCCAGUACCAGCCCUGACGAGACUGCCUUGGCUGAAUUGUUUCCGCCAUGUCUUGAGGAGAUUCUACAUGUCAACAUGGAAUUUUUGAAAGUGAUGCAACAAAUAUUAGAGAGCACUGAGCAGGGAGCUAUUACAAGUCUUACGGAGGAUACAGAUUUACGCACCUCUACGUCCGGUCGCAUGGCCUCAGAACAAGAUAGAGAUAUCAUGGGUGCAAUGUCCUUUGCGAAUGCGCUCAUGGAAUGGUUUCCUCGGUUCUCCGAGCCAUAUGCCGCUUACAUGAGAGCCCACAACGGGUUUACUCAGACCUUGAACUCCUUCUUGAAGGACGAUCAAUCAAGCUUUUCCCGCCGAGUUUACGAGACCGGCGAACAGAAACUGCGAUCGCUAUUAAUGGAGCCCGUCCAGAGGUUGCCCAGGUACAGCCUCCUUAUCGACGCCAUGACAAGCAGCAUACCGUCUAUCCACCCUUCUGUUCGCGUUUUUCUCAAAGCACGAGAUAUCAUAAAGGAAAUCUGCUCCCUUGAUACCCCAGCUAACACUGAUCAUAAUAAGAGCCUCAAACGCGUGAUGAAGCUUGUCGAGUAUUGGCCGCCAUCCAUUACCCCACAAGGGCGCUUGAUCAAUGCUAUUGAUUCGACCGAGAUUCUUCCACCGUAUCACAUACAAGAACAAAAAGAGACCCAAAAUGUGACCACAAUCAUGCUCCUUUACAAGAAUUGCCUUGUCUUACUGUCUCGAUAUCCAGGGAGUAACAUGGCAGCUCGUGCGUUGCUAUCAGAUCUGGAAAAUCUGCCGACUACUGCCAGCGAAAAGUCCCUGUCGCAGCCAAGUCCUCAAUUCAGAUUUUUGAGAGCAUUUGAUUUGAACAAUCUGUUUUGUGCCCAGUCAAGUGGUGGUCACAUUCUCUACCUAAUGCCUGCUAGCACUAUGCCGUUUAGCACCUCGCAAACGCCGCAAAUGACACCACAUGCGCUUCAAUUAUCAGGCAUGUACGAGGGACGAGCGGGUCGCUUGAUCGAAGAAAUAUUGAAAGCCAAAAUGGAGGGACGCUUUUCGGAGCGGGAACGUGAAGGCGCUAAAUGGACACUGCGCAGUCCCAGUGUUCCAGCUGGAGCUCUUGGGAUCCUUGCUCCUGUCUUUGAAGAAGAUGCCAAUGGAUCGAUGCAACGGUCUGGAUACUCGAGGAUCAGGAUCGUUUUUGACACGCCGAAGGCAAUAUGUACGAAGACCUUGGAUAACGGAUCAGUAGAUGUGAUCGUGUCUGUGACUCCAGCGGAUGGCGAUCUGUACAGAUUGGAAGUGAGUACGAAUAGUGGUUCAAACACAGUAGAUACAGCUAGUGCCGAUACAUUCAUAUCGACACUCACAGCAAGACUGUCUACUCUAAUUCCAGCGGUAUGCAGUAUUCAGAAUCGGACUUUAACAGAAUCGUCAGUCUACUCAAAUCUAGACAUACUUCGUCAAAUUGGCAGUCAUAUCAUAUCCCAAACAAAAGUCCCACGUGGUUUCCGGCCGCCGUCUCCUACAAAACUCAUUUCAAAUCUUUGGGGCAGUGGAAGCCAAGCUAAAGAUAUACCUUCCCUGUCAAAAGCAUUCACACAGAACUUGGUUCUAGGCGAUAUUCCGAAAAUGACGCCAAAAGCUGUUACACGACCAACCACGUCACCAGGAAUGCUGGACGAAGCCCCCCCAAAGAUCUCAGUGGUUGCUCCUCCCAGUUCAGGUCAGGACGAUCAACUCACAAAACUGGAGCAGACCUUGACGGCUUAUAUUCUCGCUCUACGUUCGCGGAGUGGCAACAUCGUAGGUCGCAGUCUGAGAACUAGAGUCAAUGCAGACAAGUCUAUGGUGAAUGAGCUAUACAAUGUUCUACUAGAAGAUCCUGCCAAACUUCAAGCGGCUGCAGAGGUCCCUGUUGAUGUUCUGUUUGUGGCAUUUGAGACAUUUAUGCAUAUCGCAUGGAAAGAUUUAAUCGGCUCAAUCGUCUCUCCUGACGUCCUCGGAGCCAUUCAGCACAAAUUUGAUUCUUCAUUCCCAAGGGACUUUGAGGACUUCUUCCGGAAGCUCCUUGGUGAUUUUAGUCCGCAGAAUCGGCGUGCCCUCACUGGCAUAGUUCGGCUCCUUGCAGAGCUCCUAGAUGCUUCUGGCAACGAUGGCGACAGGGGUGCAUUAACGGUGGCAUUCGCCGAAAUUCUCAGUGAGAAUGAAGAACCUAUGCAGUACAUAUCUCUGCUGGAUCGUCUUGUUGAAGAUUUCGAGAAUCUAUUUGAAGAAUCGAUGGGGGAACCGAAAUCACACGAAACGACACCUAACAGGCCCCGUUCUUACACUGGGUCUGUAGGAUCAAAUGCUUCAUCUUUCCGCAAGAGACUUGGCUUUGGUUUGCAUCGUGAAAACUCAUCUCGUUCUGACGGAGAGAGCAAAGUCAGCUCCCUUAUCCGCACUUUGAGCAAGACCAAAAACAGUGGCGAUUCAGACGUGAGAUCACAAUUAUUCCGUUCAAAAUCAACCGAUACGGAUUCUAGGCUUGCAGAACUUCUACGGCCGACAACGCGAGAACGGCCCACAUUAUACGGAGCUUUCUUGUCAGAGGAUAAUAUACGCCGUCCUGGAAGCGCACAUGACGAUAGUUCUGUGCUGGGUGCUAUUCGCGAAGCACCUACCACUCCACAAAGGGAACCAGUCCGUAGAAAGAAAAGACGGAGCUCCCUGUCUGAUUUACCCGACCCAACUACUCCUCCACACCCUGUUGCGCUGUCACCAAUUGAGAUACGCAAUCCAUUGACUCCAGUGCCGAAACCCCGACCCCAAUCGGAGGUCUUUUCUCGCAUAGCCCAAUUACAGGAGCCUGACAGUCCUGAACAAAAGUCGCAGACUCGCAUACCACAGGUUUCCAAACCUUCCGUCCGAGCCACGUCUCCUAAACGACCAGGUUCUCCAGUACGGAGUCUUCUAUCUCCAGUAGCUCUCAGGUCUCCUAUGUCAAAGGAGAACAGUCUGCAGAGACCGAGAUUGACGGAACGGCCUGUCAAUAAAAAGACUGAUGGGCCGGCGUCCCCCACAUACACACGGAAAAAGCGAUCUGAUACUUUGACUAGUAUCCCGCAGCCAUCCAGGUAUUCAUUGCAAUUCAAAGACCGACCCAUGUCGUCACAUGGAGUGGACUUUUCGGGAAGACGUGAGCGAGCAUUGUCAUCGCCGCAAAAGCCUCAAAGGGUACGCUUGCAAAGCCCUCAAAAGCUCCGCGAUCGUCUUCAGAAUACCGUACAGGCUCAGACUCAUGCAGCGUCUGCCCUCCAUUCGGAAUUGCACUUAGUUGGACAGGAAUUAGCUGCUCUAGCGUUGAGAUCCUCGCCAACGGGAAAUGACCAAUCUUCCACGGUUGAGGCUUUGCAAGCUCGCAUACGCCAUCUGGAACAACAAUUCUUAAAUUUUAGUACCGACAUUAGCAAUCAAACAGCGAACAUGAAGAAGGACGUAGAUUCCUCAUUGAGCGUGAGCGAGAAACGAGCAAAGAAGCUAGAUGAGCUUUACCGCGAGGCUAGCGCAGAAAACGAGGCAUUGUACGAGAGGUUCAACACUGAACUUGGCAAAGUCGUGAAAGAAGUUCGUGGAGGCAAUGGUGUGGAAGUCAUGAAGACGCAGUUGAAGAGCACGUUGGAGGAACUUAGUCGCGUGAAGAAGGAGAAUCUGCGAUUGAAACGCGAACUCGGCGGUCUUAAAGCAGUGAGAGCCGAUCUCGAGGUGUCAGCUCCUACAAAGGAGGUUGUCGAAAUAGCUGACGCAUAG
This is a messenger RNA of Talaromyces amestolkiae, 4647 nucleotides long. RefSeq lists its product as uncharacterized. The record is from RefSeq and is a predicted model, not a curated record. The transcript is spliced from 3 exons. Lineage: Eukaryota; Fungi; Ascomycota; Eurotiomycetes; Eurotiales; Trichocomaceae. The coding region runs from base 1 to 4647 and encodes 1548 amino acids. Gene Ontology annotation, molecular function: guanyl-nucleotide exchange factor activity.